CACAAAUCUCAGCCGGCUGCGUACAAAAACAGCCGCAUCGCUGCCAACGUAACGAACUCAACAGUUUCGGAAUCAUAUUCCGUGUAUAACACACAUCAUGCGGAGCCUGGAAUGUGCCUGUGCCGUGUGCGGAGUAGCAGCCUCGCAGACUUGCACCCGCUGCAAAAUUGUGCGCUACUGCAACAAGGAACACCAGAAGCAACACUGGCCCGACCACAAGCGCUGCUGCAAGCCGAUUCGAGAGGAGAAGGAUGAUGUGUUGGGCCGAUUUUUGGUGGCCACACAGGACAUCAAGGCCAAUCAGAUCAUUUUCGUUGAGGAGCCGCUGGUGGUCGGUCCAAAGUGGUACAUGUCGGAGGGGGAGAGAUCCUCCACAACCGUGCCGUGCGUGGGCUGCUACACGCCCUCUCGCUUGGGUAAACAUCUGUGCCGCAAUUGUCGCUGGCCAGUUUGCAGUUCUACCUGCGAGCACGAGGCGCUGGAGUGCAGCGUCCUCAGCCUGGGUCCGGGACCGUCUGCCAGGGCCGACGCUCGUGGACUGAACGAUUUCUACCGUGGGGAUGCACUUCUUGUGCUUAAGUGUCUGCUGCUGCAGCGCAAAGAUCCGAAGAAGUGGGCAGAUCUGCUGGAGAUGCAGUCGCACGAAGAGGAACGCCAAGGCACUGAGCUCCACCAGGAGGCAGAAGAUGGAAUUGUUAGCUACUUGACUCAACGCUUUCUGCAGCGCCUCAAGCAGAGUAAUAAGGAUGUUCUUGAGCACUACGAACCUGAGCUGCUGCAUCGGCUGUGUGGCAUCAUUGAGACCAAUUACAUGGUGGUCGAGCUGCCCACGGGCAUCGAGCUGAGUGGAAUGUUCCGACAGGCGUGCAUGAUGGAGCACGCCUGCCAGCCCAACUGCUAUUUUCAGUUUGACGGAACUACCAUGCAGAUCGCGGUGAGGGCGGGCGGCGACCUGAAGAAGGGCGACCACUUGAGGAUCACCUACACAAACAUCUUGUGGGGCACUCAUCUGCGACAGCAUCAUCUGCGGCUGACGAAGCAUUUCAAAUGCGGCUGCGAACGCUGCUUGGAUCCCACGGAGUUUGGCAGCUAUGUGAGUGCGCUGACCUGCUUGGGAGAUGUCAACAAGUCCUGUGGGGGCAAGCAACUGCCCGUGGAUCCAGUCGACGAGAACAGUCAGUGGAAAUGCGACUCUUGCCCCAUGUCCAUGGAUACGGCAUACGUGACCGAGCUGCAAACCCAUAUGACGGAGCAGGUGGACAAGAUGCUGGCCGACCGCCCUUCGGCCAGUGAGAUCGAGCUAACGUUGGCCCGUCUGACGCAGAUGCUGCACCCAAACCACUUUCACAUGUUCAACCUAAAGCACACGCUCAUCCAGCUGUAUGGCAACGAGGUUGGUCUUGAACUGAGCUCGCUCAGUGACGGGACACUGGAGCGUAAGCUGCGCCUGUGCGACGACCUGUACAACGUGUGUCGUCGCCUGGAUCCCUACAGCAUUAAGCUGGCCAUCUAUCUGACUGUUAUUCUCGUCGAGAUUGCCCACACCCUGGAGGAACAGGCGCGCAGGAAUCCCGCACAGGCUUCUACUCUGCUAGAAGAUGCCCUGCUGCGACUCAAAGAGGCUCAGAAAGUGCUGGAAAAGGAACUCGAUUCUGUGGCAGGUAAGAAGCUGAAUGAGAAGCUGCAGGCGGAGAUCUUUGAGUGGGAGAAACUAAUGCUGACCCACAAAUACCAACAGCAGAGAAUUGACUAGUUAUCCAAAUAAAACAUACUUUAUUAUCAUAUUAA
Molecule: messenger RNA, 1788 nt
Organism: Drosophila subobscura
Lineage: Eukaryota; Metazoa; Arthropoda; Insecta; Diptera; Drosophilidae
Gene: SmydA-5
Product: SET domain-containing protein SmydA-8
Exons: 2
Coding region: 98-1753 (551 amino acids)
Molecular function (GO): protein binding
Source: RefSeq, a predicted model, not a curated record